CUUUGGCUUCACGUGACGCCCCAGUCAACAUGGCUGCGCCCAGGCACAGGCCACUUUGGUUCGCUCUCGCUUGCUGGGCUGUGUGGCUCCGCGCCGCCGUGUGCUUGGAGGGAGGCCAAGGCACUUGUGGCUGCAGCAGCGCCAACCGGGCGAGCGGCGAAGAAGCAGCCGCGAGGAAGUACUCCCUGGAGGCGAAUGUCGCCCAUCAGCCAAGAGGCGAGCCGGAAAGCUCGCAAUCGAAAGAGGAGGGCAGGCAGAUGGCCUCUAUUCCAGCCGGAGUGUUUACGAUGGGAACUGAUGAGCCAGCUAUACAACAAGAUGGAGAGUCACCCGCCAGGAGAGUCCACAUCGAACAUUUCUUCAUGGAUCGCUAUGAAGUCAGCAAUGCAGAAUUUGAGAAGUUUGUGAAUGCCACUGGCUACCUCACAGAGGCAGAAAGAUUUGGAGAUUCCUUUGUAUUUGAAGGUGUGUUGAGUGAACAAGUGAAGACUGGAAUUCAUCAAGCUGUGGCCAUUGCUCCUUGGUGGCUUCCUGUUAAAGGAGCUAACUGGAAGCACCCCGAGGGUCCUGAUUCUAAUAUCUCAAACAGAAUGGAUCAUCCAGUUCUUCAUGUUUCUUGGAAUGACGCUGUGGCAUUUUGCAGUUGGGCAGGAAAACGACUGCCAACGGAGGCUGAAUGGGAAUAUAGCUGUCGAGGGGGCCUUGAGAAUAGACUUUUCCCCUGGGGAAACAAGCUUCACCCAAGUGGCCGGCACUAUGCUAAUAUCUGGCAGGGAGAAUUCCCUACAAGCAACACUGGGGAAGAUGGAUACCAAGGAACUGCACCCGUAACAUCAUUCCCUCCUAAUGGUUAUGGCUUGUACAACAUUGUGGGAAAUGCCUGGGAGUGGACCUCAGAUUGGUGGGGUGUUAGGCAUUCUGCAGAUGAAACAUACAAUCCGAAAGGACCCCCAACCGGGACUGACCGAGUGAAGAAAGGAGGAUCCUAUAUGUGCCACAAGUCCUACUGCUAUAGGUAUCGAUGCACAGCCCGAAGCCAAAACACCCCUGACAGCUCUGCUUCGAACCUGGGGUUCCGCUGUGCUGCUGACACUCUGCCUGACUACUUAAAGUGACAAAGGCUGGCUGGCAGCUGUGGAGGACCGAAAGAUCUCACCCGAGGCGAGAAGCACUUAAGGAAGAGAAGGAACGUGGCUCAGAGAAGGAUGUCUUGCUUGGAAAGAUGAAAAUUGAAAUGCUGAACUUUCUGCUUUAAUGAACCUCGGCGGGGGGACGGGGACGGGCUGGA
Messenger RNA from Lacerta agilis (Sand lizard), 1288 nucleotides. RefSeq names its product sulfatase modifying factor 1 (gene SUMF1). The record is from RefSeq and is a predicted model, not a curated record. The transcript is spliced from 9 exons. Gene Ontology annotation, cellular component: endoplasmic reticulum. Lineage: Eukaryota; Metazoa; Chordata; Lepidosauria; Squamata; Lacertidae. The coding region runs from base 30 to 1115 and encodes 361 amino acids.